This is a messenger RNA of Aspergillus tanneri, 414 nucleotides long. RefSeq names its product resistance to Congo red protein. The record is from RefSeq and is a predicted model, not a curated record. The transcript is spliced from 3 exons. Lineage: Eukaryota; Fungi; Ascomycota; Eurotiomycetes; Eurotiales; Aspergillaceae. Gene Ontology annotation, biological process: vesicle-mediated transport. Gene Ontology annotation, cellular component: intracellular membrane-bounded organelle. Bases 1 to 414 code for a protein of 137 amino acids.
AUGAUUCUUCGUCGCUACUGUGAAUCCCAUGGCGACAUACAAUACUGCGAUGGCAGCGCCUGGUGGGACUGGGGACGCUGGGUGGCCUUUGCUGUAAUCGUUGGUUGUGCUUUCAUCAUAUUUUUCCUAUUUGCAUGCAGCAACGCUCGCCGACGUCGCAGGCAAGGCCUUCGUCCUCACCCUGGUACCGCCUGGCUUGCAGGCCCUCCUCCAGCCUACCAACAGCACCCACAGGCCUAUGGCGAUCCAUACUACCAGCAACCACCGCCGCCUCAAUAUACAGCUCAACCGCAAACCUAUGGAUAUUUCGGAGGACAGCAAACUGGAAUUGAGCUACAGUCGCCACCUAAUGCGUAUCACAAUGGCCCCGGUCCCUACCAGCCGCCAUCGGGUCCUCCAGGCGCUAAGGUGUAA